Bicyclus anynana (squinting bush brown) is the source of this 8846-nucleotide messenger RNA. It is a transcript of the gene Ndae1, whose product is annotated as sodium bicarbonate cotransporter 3. The transcript has 14 exons. Gene Ontology annotation, molecular function: sodium:bicarbonate symporter activity; monoatomic anion transmembrane transporter activity; solute:inorganic anion antiporter activity. Gene Ontology annotation, cellular component: plasma membrane. Gene Ontology annotation, biological process: bicarbonate transport; regulation of intracellular pH; monoatomic anion transport. Bases 267 to 3794 code for a protein of 1175 amino acids. NCBI's taxonomy places the organism in Eukaryota, Metazoa, Arthropoda, Insecta, Lepidoptera, Nymphalidae. The record is from RefSeq and is a predicted model, not a curated record.
UUCACAUGCCACAGGCUUUACUUACAUCGCGUUCUCCUUAGAUCAAACUAGAUUUUUAGACAAAUAUAUGUAUGAAACUAUUAGUUUUAAUGUGUUAUAGAUGAAUUUCUUUCGAAUUGUUUACUUAUUUAGUGAAAUAUGACGUUUUAAUGAACUGUUUUAUACAAUGCUGAGUUAUUUAUGUGAUGAAUAAGUGAUACAAGCAAAGUUUGAGAUCGGGUUUUGGUCUGCUGUUCGUAAUCGCCGAUUAAUUUGGACAGUGGAGGAUGGACGGCAGAGCUGACGACGAAGAAGCCCCCACAGACCCGGCGGCGAGGAAGCAUUCCCACCAUGACUAUACUGAACAGGACUUUGAAGGACACCGAGCGCAUACAGUGUUUGUGGGAGUUCACGUACCGGCGCGAAGACACUCCCACCGCAAGCACAAACACCAUCAUCGCAAUGGAGAGAAAGACCCAGAGAGACCUGGCCCAGCAAUAAUGGCUCGAGUUAGAAGACUUAGCGUAACGGAUGAUGGCGAAACACUAACUCCGCCUGCACAAAGAGUGCAAUUUAUUCUCGGGGAAGAUAUCGACGACUCAUCCUUUGAAUCACAUCCACUUUUUUCUGAAAUGGAAGAACUCGUUAAAGAAGGAGAUGAGUUGGAAUGGAAGGAGACAGCUCGGUGGAUCAAGUUUGAAGAAGAUGUUGAAGAAGGCGGCAACCGGUGGUCUAAACCACACGUCGCUACGCUUUCUCUACAUUCGCUGUUUGAAUUACGAAGUCUUAUUUUAAAUGGAUCAGUUAUCCUCGAUUUAGAAGCCAGUUCUUUAGAGCAAGUUGCUGAAAAUGUUCUUGAUAAUAUGGUUCUUGAAGGCGCCUUAUCUUACGAUAGAAGAGAGAAAGUCAAAGAUGCAUUAUUGAGAAGACAUAGGCAUCAACACGAAAGACGUAAUCACAAUAAUAUGUCCAGACUACCUUUAAUACGGUCUUUAGCAGACAUAGGGAGAAAUCACUCUUCGUGUAAAAAUUUGCAGGAUGGUGGCUCUCGACGCUCCAGUCCGAGGAGUUGUCGGGAGUCCACAGCUCCAAAUCCGCCCUUUCUUCAUGCUGUUGAUACAAGAGGCUCAUACCUAGCUGUCCCAGGUGCUGCACAUGACGAUGGAAUGAUAAAAAGCCCAAGCAAUUUAUCUAUGCAUCGUAAUCAUAGCUCAGGUGAUCUUCCAUUAAAUGGCGACAUAAACCACAAAUGUAACACCCAUUUCAUGCGUAAAAUACCACCUGGAGCUGAAGCUUCCAAUAUUUUAGUCGGCGAAGUAGAUUUCUUAGAAAAAUCUCUUUCUGCUUUUGUGAGACUUAAAGCAGGGACGAUUAUGGGAGACUUAACGGAAGUACCUGUUCCUACACGAUUUAUGUUUGUUUUACUCGGCCCUCCGAAUAGCAACUCAAGCUUUCAUGAAAUCGGAAGAGCAAUGGCUACAUUAAUGUCCGAUGAAAUCUUUCAUGAGGUUGCCUAUCGGGCAAAGAAGCGAGAUCACCUUCUAGCAGGAAUAGAUGAAUUUCUUGAUGCAGUAACAGUGUUACCGCCCGGUGAGUGGGAUCCAGCUAUUCGUAUAGAGCCACCUGCUGCUAUCCCUUCACAAGAUCCACGCAAACGUCCAAAUGAUAAUAAUCCUAAAGAGGAACUUGAUGAGGAAGAAGAAGAGGCUAGACAAAGAGAAGAAUCUGGGUUGGCCAGGAGUGGAAGGCUCUUUGGAGGUUUAUUAAAUGAUCUCAAACGAAAAAUGCCAUGGUACUGGUCAGACUUUAAGGACGCUUUGGCUUUACAAUGCAUUGCAUCUUGGAUAUUUCUUUAUUUCGCCUGUCUUUCCCCAAUUAUUACGUUUGGAGGUUUAUUAGGUGAAGCCACUGGAAAAAAUAUGGCGGCUAUGGAAUCUCUAAUAUCUGGUUUUGUGUGUGGCAUGGGAUACGGCUUUUUUUCGGGUCAACCGUUAACAAUUUUGGGAUCAACCGGCCCUGUCUUAGUAUUCGAAACAAUAGUAUUCGAGUUUUGUAAGCAAAUCGGAUGGAAUUAUAUGUCAUUUAGAUUUUGCAUCGGCACUUGGACGACUAUAAUUUUGAUUAUUUUAGUAGCUAUCGAUGCAAGUGCUUUGGUGUGUUACAUAACACGUUUUACUGAAGAAAAUUUUGCGACACUCAUUGCAUUUAUUUUUAUAUACAAGGCUGUGGAAAAUGUAAUUUCCAUUGGUAAAAAAUUCCCUCUGAAAACACGCCCCGAUGAAGUUCUUAAUUACGAGUGCUAUUGUUUACCGAGCAAUUAUUCAAGAAUGCCCGAGCAAUUUAAUUGGUCCACUGUCAGUAAAGAUACCUGCCAGUUAUAUAAUGGUACGUUGGCGGGUGCAGGAUGUGACACAAAAGUAUACGUACCUGAUGUAUUUUUGAUGUCAAUAAUCUUGUUCCUGGGGACCUUUGCAAUUUCAAUAAUUUUGAAGGAUUUCAAAAAUUCUCUCUUCUUUCCAUCCAAGGUCAGACAAAUCAUCAGUGAUUUUUCUGUUAUCAUAGCCAUCUUGUCUAUGUCAUUUUUGGAUUACAAAGUUGGUGUAAAGACCCCAAAACUGGAAGUGCCUUCUGAAUUUAAGCCCACAUUGCCAUCAAGGGAAUGGGUCAUAACACCUUUCAAUGGCAACCCUAUUUGGUCAGCUCUUGUAGCUAUAUUACCUGCUUUAUUGGGAACCAUCUUGAUAUUUAUGGAUCAACAAAUUACAGCAGUAAUCGUAAACCGUAAAGAAAACAAACUGAAGAAAGGCUGUGGUUAUCAUCUGGACUUGUUUAUCCUGGCGAUUCUUAUACAAAUUUGCUCUAUUAUGGGACUGCCAUGGUUCGUGGCUGCGACUGUGCUUAGCAUAAAUCAUGUAAACUCAUUAAAAGUAGAAUCCGAAUGCGCUGCACCUGGAGAAAAGCCUCAAUUUCUAGGAGUUAGAGAACAAAGGGCAACCCAUAUCCUUAUUUUUUUAACUAUAGGUUGUUCAGUUGUAUUGACUCCUGUUUUAAGACAUAUACCCAUGCCAGUAUUGUUCGGUGUAUUUCUUUACAUGGGCGUAGCAUCCCUAAAGGGUCUUCAAUUUUUUGAUAGGAUCUUAAUCAUGUUUAUGCCUCAAAAGUAUCAACCUGAUCACAUGUUUCUGAGACAAGUACCCAUUCGACGAGUACAUCUUUUUACUGCCAUCCAACUUACUUGUCUCGUCUGCCUAUGGGUGAUAAAAUCAUUCUCGUCAACGUCUAUUUUGUUUCCACUAAUGUUAGUGGUAAUGAUUGGUAUCAGGAAAUCCCUUGACAUUUUCUUUACGAGACGCGAGAUGAAAAUUUUAGACGACGUCAUGCCAGAAAUGACUAAAAGAAAUCAAGAUGAACUACGGGAACUCAGCGAUGUUGAGGACACCAACAAGAGCAACCCUCCAGCGUUUCAAGAAAAUUUACAAAUACCACUGAUCAACGGAAACAUUAUGAAUAUACCUUUGGCAUCAAUAAAUAUAUCUGAGGAGAUGAAUAAAACUGGAAUUUGGAAACAGGUUAACAAUAGCAAUCAACUUAAAAAUAGAGCAGAUGGAAAAGAUUUGAAACAGAAAUCUGGUAAAAAAGUUAUAAAACACAAGAAACUAAUAUCGAAGAACGCACUAUCUGAAAUAGAAAGGCGUCUCUCUACGAUGGAUGAAGUAGAAGAAGACGACCACUCAGUGAAGAGUGACCUUCUAAGGCGCAAGGAAUCUUGGAGUAGCGGACUUAAAAAGAAUACCUCUGCUGAAACUUCAGUAUAAGUUUCUUUCAAAUCUUACUUACGAGUAUUUAAAUGCGACAACAUACAGAGUUACAUUUGCUGUUGUAUAAUCCAAGUACUAUUUAAGUUUACAUAACAUUUACUUAUUUUUCAAUAAGAUAUUUAGUGCUGAUUGUAUUAUUAGGGUUAGAAUCUUUGUUUCUUUGGUUGUGUUCUGCCAUUAGUUAGUGUACUGCGCAAAUACAAGGUACAUUAAUAUUAUGUCGCAUCAACGUAGAGAUCAUUUUCUAAUUUAAGGUAAACUCAAUAGCUAAUAUGUAUCUGUUGGUUUGAAAAUUAAUCGGCACAAAUUUACAUAGUUAUAAAACUUACUCCAUUCUAGUAUUAACUAAAUUGAUGUGUUUAUGUAUUAAAUAACAUAAGUGGAUAUAGCUAGACAACUUUGUGUCUAAAUAAAGACAAUUUUUCUAUUAGACCUAAGUAGUUACUGCACUUUGAAGAAUAUGAUUAUGUAAGUACAUUUUUAUUAUCUAGAUAAAUAUAAGCUCAAAAACUUUAACCCAACUUUCUUAACUUUACUCACGAACGGGUUUUUUAUCCAAUGUCUGUGUCGUCUCCGCCAUAUUAGAUUUGUCAUGACGUCAUAUUAGCAUCAGUAGAAAAUAUCAGAAGUUGUCUGUCUUUGUCUACUUGAUUAAAGCUUCUUAGAAUUUAGAAUGUAAAAUAAGAAAUGUACGUAUAUUGUUUAAGUAGUAUAAAUGGGUGUAAGUUAGGACCUUUGCGUUACUGAAGUCUUAUCGUUUCUAAGAAUGCUUUUCUAACAAGUCGUAUUCAGUAGAUGGUGACUUUAAAGAGGCGUAGAAUUCUUAUUCAUUGUUAGACUUCCCGACUUACGAAUAAUUAUUAUUAUUAAAAACUACAAUAUAACUACAAAAGUUACAAAGUUGUAACUUUUGUAGUUAUAUUGGUCAUACUGCAUAAGUAUGCAGUAUGACCAAAAGAUACCAGAAACGCGUCAUUCAAGUGACUGCACUGAUUCAUAUUUUUAGGACCAGUUUCACCAACUGAUAAGACGUGUCCAAACUCCAAAACUUACGUUUAGAGUUAGACUAUCCGAUACUAUUCAGAAGGUGAUGAAAUUGGCCUUAAGCUUUAGAUAUAAUAUAAAUUUAUUUUAUUUAUAUAUAAUACUUGUUAUUUUGAGUUUUAAGAUUUGGUAAUUUAUGCGGGUGUCUGACUAAAAUUGUAUCACCUGUAAUUGUAAUGUGUGUAAUGCCACUGCCAAAUAGUUCUAAAGGCUUUACGUGCGGAACAGUGUUUUUGAUUUUAUGAAUGAUGAAUCUUCUAUAAAAGUUAAUUAUAUUAGUCUCUCAUAAACCUAGCCAUCUUUAUUGUUGUACUACAACCAUCAUGGUUAUUAUUAGUUGGUUUUCUAUACACGAUUUUCAUAUUGCAUUAAUCUUUCAAUGUUCUAUCAAUAUAAAAAAAAAUAUUUAAAAUUAUUUUUGGCAACUAAUAAAAUAAAUAAAAUGAAAUAUAAUGCAACGCUCCCCAAACCAUUAAUUGAUAAAACUGGAUGCUUUAUGGUAGCAAUACAAACGCGAUCUAAUUGACUCAAAGCCGAAUAAAACAAUUAAAUCUACCCCAAAAAAUAUAAAAAAACUUAAGAUCUACAAAUGGCUCUCACGACAUCUUUGUAACAAAAAGGCCUAUUUAUCAAAUCCUUUUUACAGAUUUAUUGUAACUCUUAAUGGAAUUAUAAUCGUGUAUUAGUGUUAAGCGUAACACAUUAGUUUUAUGUAAGCAAGCUGUAUAAGGGAGUAAAAAUUGAUCAAUUUACUGUGUGAUAUGAGUGUAUAAGUGAAACCUAAUUUAUAAGUAAAGUUUACCCUGUAUGAUGCACACUGCAACAAUAUGUAAAUGGUCAAACUCAAAUUCUUAAUUUGCUGAAUAUAUACGUACCAAAAACUAUAAUAAUAAUAAUUUUGCAGCCUAGCACAAUAAAUAACUAUUGCAUUUUGGUGAUUAAACCUGAAUAUUUAUUAGAUUUAUAAAUAAGUUUAAAUGUAUUUGCAAAUAAAAGUUAAAAGCUCCUUGAAUUAUUUAGAUAUAUUGUUUCUUGUAUUAAUUGCUUGUCUAAAGCUUAUUGCACAAAAGAAAAAUGUACAAAGGCGAAAAUAACCCUUGAUGCAUUUCCUACCUUUUGUAAUAUGGACAAAGUUCAAUACUGCUUAGAUAAAAGCUUCUUGCAUGCAAGUUAAUAUAAUACAUUAAAUAUAAUGCUAAAAAUAAGUUUUAAUCUAUUCAGUCAGUCGAAUCAAUAUCUCCUGAUAAUCAAUAUCAGUUUUUCGCGAAAAAAGCAAAAUUUGUUAUUCAUCAGGGUCUUCCAGAUUAACAGAUUAUAAAAAAAAGUUUUAAUAAAUUUAGUCAGUCGAAUCAAUAUCUCCUGAUAAUCAAUAUCAGCUAUUCGCGAAUAAAGCAAAAUUUGUUAUUCAUCAGGGUCUUCCAGAUUAACAGGCACAAUAAUCUGCUUCUAUAAAAGUACUAUACAAGCCUUGGCCGCAACUAGACAUUGAUCUUACGUAUGUGUGCCUCGGCUUCGCCUCAGCCCACAUUCACACGUUCGUCCAUCAAUGAUCCCCAAAACUGUGAUGGACCUGCCAAUGCAUAGCUUUAAGCAAUGUGUUAAAAAACAUUUACUUAGUCGAGGUUACUACAACAUUGAUGAGUUCCUUAAUGAUAAAAGCGCUUGGAGGCCAUUAUAUCAGCUUCCACCUUCACACAGGAAAUAAAACUAUAAGAAAUUGUAAUUGUUAUCAAUUGUAAAUUAUAAUACUGUAUGACUUUUUCAAAAGAGCAACUGUUGAGUUUCUUGCCGGUAUCUUCUCAGCAGAACCUGCCUUCCGAAACGGUGGUAGAAUCUUUACAAAUAGUCAACUCACGUGUCAAAAGUGCUUGUAAAAUGAGCCUACUUGAAAUAAAUGAUUUUUGAUUUGAUUUGAUUUGAAUGCCUCUCUUGCCGGUGCAGUAAUGUACUAAGUUGUCGCAGUUGUACUAAGUUGUCGCAGUGUGUCAUCAUACUAUAAAUAUUAAACAAGUGCCAAUAGCAUAACACCAUUAGUUAGCUGUUAGUAUUUUGCGGACUGGAAUGUAUGACGUUGAAAUCGUAAAUACAAUGAAUCAGGGAUGACACUCACCUGAUAAAUAAAUUUGAUAUUUAAGUCCCCAGGAGGCGACGAUUGCGUGUGUCAAUUAAUUUUCGACUUUACUUCAAUACAAGUAAAUUCCAUAUCAGUCUGACAGUAAAAGAUGCCGCUUUAUGGUAGGCUACAACACGUCCGCAUCGUAUGUAUUGGAUGCAUCGCAUCAAAAGAAUUAUUUAUUUUUACGGUAAAUAAAAUAAGUUCGAUGCGAUCGCACUUGAUAGACUUUAAGAAUACUUAAAUCCGUUUGAUGCGAUGCCUUCGAUGCGUUUGAUGUGGACCUGUGGACUGCCUUUAUCUGGCUUAAUUUCAUACUCCAAGAAGUCCGUUUGGCUUUGAAUGCAGUUAUAGAACAAGAGCGUGGUUGUGUGUAUAAACUGAACGUUCGUCCCUUCUCCUUCUCUUCUUUGCCUUUCAAACUGGUGGUACUCUUUACAAAUACUCAAACUUGAUGUUUCAAAAGUGCUUGUAAACUAACUUUGACGGCCUCUUGGACUCUUUGGACUUACAAGACAGAGGUCCUGGGUUCGAUCCCCGGCUGGGCUGAUUGAGGUUUUCUUAAUUUGUCCAGGUCUGGCUGGUGGGAGGCUUCGGCCGUGGCUAGUUACCACCCUACCGACAAAGACGUACCGCCAAGCGAUUUAGCGUUCCGGUACGAUGUCGUGUUGAAACCGAAAGGAGUGUGGAUUUUCAUUCUCCUCCUAACAAGUUAGCCCGCUUCCAUCUUAGACUGCAUCAUCACUUACCAUCAGAUGAUAUUGUAGUCAAGGGCUAACUUGUACAGAAUAAAAAAAAAAAACUAAGCUUUCUUGAAAUAAAUUAAUUUUGAUGUUCAAAGCCCCUUUAGUUUUACACACCAACGCGCCGUCUGUCUAUACACUUUACCACUACAUGUAAGGACCAAUAGACUUCAAAGCAGACACACUAUAGAGUAUAGAGUAUAGAUGACGUCACAUAUGACGUCAUGUCAUAACGAACUCCAGUCCACUUUUGCAAAAUUGAAUGUUUUUUGUAAGUUUAGUGAGUCUGUAAAUUUAUGGUGUCGUAAUAUAUUGUAACAACAAAGUAAAAACAAUAUUUUUGUGUAUUAACUAUUAUAAUAUGUAAGUCGGGUGUAAGCUUAAUGUUAAAUUUACAAAAACUUGGUUAACAGAAGUGUUUAAGUUAGGUAAUAUUAGUAAUAUCUAAUACCCUUUUAUACUUGCUUUUUGAUCAAAAACUAUAUUUAUUUUAAGAAUUCUAACACAACUCGUUUUCAGUGAACCAAAAAUGUAUUUUGCUACUUUUAAAUUGCAAAUGGAAAGAAAAAAAAACACCCUAUACAUCAAAAAAUACUAGACUUUUUCUAAUUAAAAUCUUCAAAAAAUUCUUUAGUUUUACACAACAAUAUCUGUCUGUCAACUAUCAAAUAAACCAAAAGUAUAGUCUGGCAAAUUCGUUGAUGACACUCCCAUGAUAUGCGGGCGACAGGGGGAAAGCUGUGAAAUCGUGCGUGCAGGGAAGUGAGGUACGUCAGACGUGGGCUUUUCAUUCAUCGAAGGAGUGUUACGAACGAAGAUGCCAAGCUAUAGACAAAUAAACUCCCCAAACUUCGGCAAAGUAGCAUCUACAAGUUAGAAAUUUUUUUUAAUUAUUUGGUUGUUUAGUUAUAAUUAAAUAAAAUAGUUUUUUGACAGUUAUAGUAAAAUUUACCAUUAUCGCCUAAUAUAGAAGAAAUUAGUGGCCAUGUAGUCUGAAUGUCUAAAGUAUUAAGUGUUGUACUAAAUACGGUAAUAAUUACAAUUAUUUGUUGUACCUGGCGAGUGUUUGCUACAAUUUGUAUUCAAUUUGGAGAUAUUUGUGGAGUGUUAUGAAUAAAUGGGUUUUUUAAUAAAUUAAUUUGAAUGGUC